Messenger RNA from Cajanus cajan (pigeon pea), 2816 nucleotides. Its product is annotated as cell division cycle protein 48 homolog. Gene Ontology annotation, cellular component: VCP-NPL4-UFD1 AAA ATPase complex; cytosol; nucleus. The record is from RefSeq and is a predicted model, not a curated record. Lineage: Eukaryota; Viridiplantae; Streptophyta; Magnoliopsida; Fabales; Fabaceae. Gene Ontology annotation, molecular function: ATP binding; polyubiquitin modification-dependent protein binding; ATP hydrolysis activity. Gene Ontology annotation, biological process: mitotic spindle disassembly; autophagosome maturation; retrograde protein transport, ER to cytosol.
UAGAGAAAAACCUCAUAAAAAUUAAAAUACCAAACAUUGUUAGGUUCUGAACUUCAUUCUGAAUUCUGCACUUUGAUCGUCUUCAAUUCCAGCACGGAUGUCCCACCAAGGCGAAUCAUCGGACCCGAAAUCGGGGAAGAAGGACUUUUCGACCGCGAUUCUGGAACGGAAAAAGUCACCGAACAGGCUUGUCGUUGACGAGGCCGUCAACGAUGACAACUCCGUCGUCACCAUGCACCCCCAAACCAUGGAAAAGCUCCAGCUUUUCCGAGGGGACACUAUCCUCAUCAAGGGAAAGAAACGGAGGGAUACAAUUUGUAUAGCUCUUGCUGAUGAUAACUGUGAGGAGGCCAAGAUCAGGAUGAACAAAGUUGUGAGGUCAAAUUUGAGGGUUCGGCUCGGAGAUGUUGUGUCUGUGCACCAGUGCCCAGAUGUCAAGUAUGGGAAACGUGUGCACAUUCUUCCCAUUGAUGAUACCAUUGAAGGUGUCACUGGCAAUCUGUUUGAUGCUUUCUUGAAACCUUAUUUUUUGGAGGCUUAUCGUCCUGUCAGAAAAGGGGAUCUAUUUCUUGUCCGAGGAGGGAUGAGAAGUGUAGAGUUCAAGGUCAUUGAAACUGAUCCUGGGGAGUAUUGUGUUGUUGCUCCAGACACUGAAAUUUUCUGUGAGGGGGAGCCUUUGAAAAGAGAGGAUGAAGAAAGGCUGGAUGAAGUUGGGUAUGAUGAUGUGGGUGGUGUUAGGAAACAAAUGGCUCAGAUUCGUGAGUUGGUUGAGCUUCCAUUAAGGCAUCCACAGCUUUUCAAAUCAAUUGGUGUGAAACCUCCCAAAGGAAUUUUACUUUAUGGACCCCCAGGUUCUGGGAAGACAUUAAUAGCAAGAGCUGUAGCUAAUGAAACUGGAGCUUUCUUCUUUUGUAUUAAUGGACCAGAGAUUAUGUCCAAACUUGCUGGAGAGAGUGAAAGCAAUCUCAGGAAAGCAUUUGAAGAAGCUGAAAAGAAUGCACCAUCUAUUAUCUUUAUCGAUGAAAUUGAUUCCAUUGCACCCAAGAGGGAGAAGACACAUGGUGAAGUUGAAAGGAGGAUUGUUUCACAACUUUUGACUCUUAUGGAUGGGUUAAAAUCUCGUGCUCAUGUGAUUGUUAUUGGAGCUACUAAUCGUCCAAAUAGCAUUGACCCAGCAUUGAGGAGGUUUGGUAGAUUUGAUAGGGAAAUUGAUAUUGGUGUUCCUGAUGAAGUUGGGCGACUUGAAGUCCUACGCAUACAUACUAAAAACAUGAAGCUAUCUGAUGAUGUUGAUUUAGAGGGAAUUGCAAAAGAUACUCAUGGUUAUGUUGGUGCUGACCUUGCUGCCCUUUGCACUGAAGCUGCUUUGCAAUGCAUUAGGGAGAAGAUGGAUGUAAUAGAUUUGGAGGAUGAGACUAUUGAUGCUGAAGUACUGAAUUCCAUGGCAGUUACUAAUGAGCAUUUCCAGACUGCCCUCGGAACAAGCAAUCCGUCAGCUUUACGUGAAACUGUUGUUGAAGUGCCUAAUGUCAGCUGGGAAGACAUUGGAGGCCUUGAGAAUGUCAAGCGUGAACUGCAAGAGACUGUUCAAUAUCCAGUUGAGCACCCAGAAAAGUUUGAAAAGUUUGGUAUGUCACCAUCAAAAGGAGUCCUCUUCUAUGGUCCUCCGGGAUGUGGGAAAACUUUGUUAGCCAAAGCAAUUGCUAAUGAAUGUCAAGCUAACUUCAUUAGUGUGAAAGGUCCAGAAUUGCUUACAAUGUGGUUUGGUGAGAGUGAAGCUAAUGUUAGAGAAAUUUUUGACAAGGCUAGACAAUCGGCUCCAUGUGUCCUCUUCUUUGAUGAGCUUGACUCCAUUGCCACUCAGAGAGGAAGCAGUGUUGGGGAUGCUGGUGGUGCUGCGGAUAGAGUUCUAAACCAACUUUUGACUGAAAUGGAUGGCAUGUCUGCCAAAAAGACUGUGUUCAUAAUUGGGGCAACUAACAGACCUGACAUCAUUGACCCAGCACUUCUUCGGCCUGGCCGUCUGGAUCAGUUGAUCUAUAUUCCUCUUCCUGAUGAGGAUUCCCGUCAUCAAAUCUUCAAGGCCUGCUUGAGGAAGUCACCUGUCUCUAAAGAUGUUGAUCUGAGAGCUUUGGCUAGGUAUACUCAAGGGUUCAGUGGUGCUGAUAUUACAGAAAUAUGUCAGCGAGCAUGCAAAUACGCCAUAAGAGAAAACAUAGAAAAGGACAUAGAGCAAGAGAGGAAGAGGAGGGAAAACCCUGAGGCCAUGGAUGAAGACACUGUUGAGGAGGAAGUUGCGGAGAUCAAGGCUGCUCAUUUUGAGGAGUCAAUGAAGUAUGCACGCAGGAGUGUUAGUGAUGCUGAUAUACGCAAAUAUCAGGCAUUUGCUCAGACCUUGCAGCAAUCCAGGGGGUUUGGAAGUGAAUUUAGGUUUUCAGAGACUGAAAAUAGGACUACUGGAUCUGACCCCUUUGCUCCUACUGCUGCUGGGGCUGAAGAAGAUGAUCUGUAUAGUUAGUACUAAUCAUGUAUUAAGUCACAUGUCUACUUCCAAGGAUGUGUCCCUAGAUUUUCCCUCAAAAGGGGUAACUUUUAAGCCUGUCGUAUAUUUUGCUUUUCAUGUAUUCAAAUUACCCUGAAUUGUUACUGGGUUAACAUAAAAUAUGGUAUGUUCAUUUUAUGGAUGAUAUUCUCGUUAUUAUAUCGUAGAAAGUAGUUGAACAAGUGCAUUCUUGGAAGUUCUCAUAGUGCAAUGAUACUUCUUUUAGGUUUAUGUAUCAUUCUAAAACUUGAGCAAAAUUCUAUUUGCAUUCUUA